Molecule: messenger RNA, 1781 nt
Organism: Periconia digitata
Lineage: Eukaryota; Fungi; Ascomycota; Dothideomycetes; Pleosporales; Periconiaceae
Source: the annotation of a GenBank genome assembly
CCCUCCUCCCUUGCAUAAUCAUUGUCCCGUCUUUUUUAUAUCAUACCCCUUCUCCCCAUCUUUUGCCCUUCCUUUUCCCUCACCUGCAGCCACCUACUAGAGGUCGACAACUUUGUACUCGUUCCACCCUUCUACCACCCGCCUAUCCGGCUCCACUUGCAUACACCCUUUGCAGUCCUCUAGUCGCAACUUCGCCCACCAUGUCCUACUCAUGGAUCGGUGCGCCCACCGAGUUCAAUGGCACCGAGGGAACCGGUGGUGAUUCAAGUACCGAAAACUUGAACCAAUGGUACUCCACGGGAGACACCGCCUACAUCAUCGUGGCCUCCGCCAUGGUCUUGAUCAUGGUUCCUGGUCUAGCCUUCCUAUACUCCGGUCUCGCGAGGAGAAAGUCUGCUCUGUCCUUGAUCUGGGCUUGCAUGUUCUCUGCAUCCGUCGUCACUUUCCAAUGGUACUUUUGGGGUUAUACGCUGGCCUUCAGCCCAACUGCCACCAAUGGCUUCAUUGGCAAUCUCGACAAAUUUGGUCUCAAGACUGUGCUCGGUGCCCCCAGUCCCGGAAGUCCUUUGAUUCCCGAGCUCCUUUACGCUUUCUACCAGAUGCAAUUCUGCUCCGUCACCGCUGCCAUUAUUGUGGGCGCCGUUGCUGAACGUGGCCGAUUGAUCCCCAUGAUGGUCUUCAUCUGGCUUUGGGCUACCAUCGUAUACUGCCCCGUCGCGUGCUGGGCCUGGAACUCCAACGGAUGGUUCUUCGCAUGGGGUGGUCUUGAUUAUGCUGGAGGAGGUCCCGUCGAAAUCGUCUCCGGUCUGACUGCCCUCGCCUACUCUUGGGUUCUUGGACGUCGCCAGGAGAAGAUGAUGCUCAACUUCCGUCCCCACAACGUGUCCCUCAUCACUCUUGGAACCGUCUUGCUUUGGUUUGGAUGGCUCGGUUUCAACGGAGGAUCCGCUUUCGGUGCCAACCUCCGCGCUACUAUGGCUUGCUGGAACAGCAACUUGACUGCCAUGUUCGCUGCUAUGACCUGGACGAUCCUCGAUUGGCGCCUCGCCCGCAAGUGGUCCAUGGUCGGUUGGUGCUCAGGAUGCAUUUCUGGACUUGUCGCUGCUACUCCCGCUUCUGGUUUCAUCACACCUUGGGCUAGCGUUGCUCUCGGCAUCACCACUGGCAUUGUUGCCAAUUUUGCCACCAAGAUCAAGUUCUGGAUCAAGAUCGACGAUGCGCUCGAUGUCUUCGCUGAGCACGGUGUCGCCGGAAUGGUCGGUCUCAUCUUCAACGGUCUCUUCGCUGCCACCUACGUUGUCGGUCUCGAUGGAGUGAACAACGGUUCCACCGAGGGAGGAUGGAUCCACCACAACUGGAAGCAAAUGUACAUCCAGAUCGCCUACAUCGUGGCUUGCACUGCCUACACCUUCGUCGUUAGCGCAGCCCUCGCAUACGGCAUCGACAAGAUCCCCGGCCUUCACCUCCGCGCAUCCGAGGAAGCUGAGCUCCUCGGUAUGGACGAUGACCAGCUUGGCGAGUUUGCGUACGACUACGUUGAGGUUCGUCGUGACUACCUCGCUUGGACCCCAGCCAAGUCCGACCCCAUCAGCGCCGAGCACUCGAUCCCUCAGGGCGACCGCCACGGCAUCGCUCAACACAGCCAGAUGCUUGAGGGCAAGGCACCCAGCGAGAGCAGCCACGAUGGAGCUCACACUGGUAUUGGAGGUGACCGCCACGCUAUGGCGAUGGGCCCUGAGGGCGUUCACGAGAAGACUGAACUUCCUUCUUCCCGCGGUUAA